GGAUGAAGGGGAAAAUAACAAUGGAAGAUUUGAGAACGGCUCUAUGGAAGCUACUUGAAAGUUCUGGCUCCAUCGGCUCUCUCGUAUAUAAACGCGUUCCUGCUCCUGUCGUUGAUCAUCGAAGUGAAUUCAGCUAAAUUGAUCAUCAAACUCGUACUACAAAUCAAUCUUAACAGAAAUACAAAUUCAGAUUUGAGUCAAUUAUGUCUCUGAUUCCAAGCAUCUUCGGAGGUCGCCGGAGCCACGUUUCCGACCCGUUCUCUCUAGAUAUUUGGGAUCCUUUCCAAGGCUUCCCGUUUUCCAACGCCGUCGGCUCUUCUCGCGAAACGUCGGCGUUUGCGAACGCGCAGAUCGACUGGAAAGAGACGCCGGAGGCUCACGUGUUCAAGGCGGAUCUACCCGGGCUGAAAAAGGAGGAGGUGAAGGUGGAGGUGGAGGAAGGUAAGGUGCUGCAGAUCAGUGGGGAAAGAAGCAGGGAGCAGGAGGAAAAGAAUGACCAGUGGCACCGCGUGGAGCGGAGCAGCGGCAAAUUCCUUCGCAGGUUCCGGUUGCCGGAGAAUGCCAAGGUGGAUCAGGUUAAGGCUUCAAUGGAGAAUGGUGUGCUCACAGUAACUGUUCCCAAAGAGGAAGUGAAGAAGGCGGAGAUCAAAUCCAUUGAGAUAUCUGGCUAGACCUCUGCUAUGAGAAGUUCAGCCUAUCCUCUGCUUUCUUUUGAGUGUAUGCCAUUUUAUGUUUGAGUCAAUUUUCUCAAUUAAUCUAAUACUCCGUAUGUAUCGUAUCCUCAUUUGUUGAAUAUUAAUAAAACAAAGGUUAAUGUGGGUAUUAAUCC
This is a messenger RNA of Cuscuta europaea, 829 nucleotides long. The record is from the annotation of a GenBank genome assembly. Lineage: Eukaryota; Viridiplantae; Streptophyta; Magnoliopsida; Solanales; Convolvulaceae.